Messenger RNA from Dreissena polymorpha, 1902 nucleotides. RefSeq lists its product as uncharacterized. Lineage: Eukaryota; Metazoa; Mollusca; Bivalvia; Myida; Dreissenidae. Bases 23 to 616 code for a protein of 197 amino acids. The transcript is spliced from 2 exons. The record is from RefSeq and is a predicted model, not a curated record.
CCAGACAGUAACACAGUUGGAAAUGAAUCUGUUCGCUGUGUUGGAAACGGACAUUGACAACGAAAUCGUUCAUUUUUCAGAGGAGUGGAUGCUAGAAGAAACGUUGAAGAAACUGUAUCCGCAUUAUGACAAGACAGCAGACGUGGCGUACGGUGAUCACGCGCUCGCUGUCGCAAAACUUCGCCUGAAAUACUACGGCAGUAUGUACCAUGCCCUGUGCGGCAUGCUCAAGAUCGCUUGUUACCAGAAAGACGCGGCUUUCGGAAACUACGACGUCAGGUACAUCGUACAUUUCGUGAAGGAGAUGAUCAACUAUUUCAGAUUCACUUACGAGAACGUGGACGACCUGUUCCACUCCCUGUUCUUCUUCUGCCACUUUACGAGGCUGCGACACCACAGACUGACUUUCACCGACCAGAUGCUACGCAGCAUACGCGAGUUUCUCCAAGAAGCAGAUAUCCUGAUGACCGUGUAUUUUAAUACGAGGCUUUCCUAUCCACAGCCGUACAUCUUCGCUGGAAUAGUCGACCUUCUAGGCGAGCGCUACCCGCGGCGCACAGAGACCGGCAAUGCCGGCGGAUGUCCCCCCAUGUCGAUCGGCGGUGUCUUGAUUUAAAUGAUUAAGAUGAAAGUUAUGAAGUAAUGUUGUUUUUUUGUCAAUAAACACUUUGUAUAAGUUAUGAUAAGUAUUUUAAGCCAGAACUACAACCAUAAUGUGAACAUUAUUGCAACUCUAGCGUGGUCGGAUAAUCUAAAUAAAAGUUAUAGUAUUAUAUGCCGCGCUCAUGGCCCAGACUUUAAACAAUGCUUAUUUCGUACUGUGUUAUGUCUAUACAAAUAACCGAUCUUAGCAGAGCUUGUAUCAGAUUAGAAUAUUAAUUUCUGCUAAUUAUACGUGUGUAGUAUAAUGAACUUUUUUUGACUGCGUAUCUUAUUGCUUGUAUGUUAUCAAAAUUAAGUGUGAGGUAAAAAAAUCCAAUGUCUGCAUAGCUCACGAUAACUAGAAAAAAAACUACCUUUGGAUAGCAUUUGUCCUUGUCAACACCUACCGAUAUUUGCAUGAAUGGUACAUGCAAGCUUUAGUAUGAAUACAUGUUCUGAAAUGUUUUGUUAUGUCGUAACCACGUUGAGUUUCGGAAAUAUUAUUUAUAUCUUUACAGUUGUAUAGUCAUGUUUACAACAUACAUAUUAAAUUAAUAUUUGUCAGACUCGGUUAGUGGUCCCUAUCGACAUGUCAUUAAAAUAAUAUUAUAUUUUCAAAACACGUUAUUUUCAUUAUUUAGGUAUGCAUUACAUUAUUGUUUAACACAUGGGUCUCGUUUUCAACUUUUGAUGAAUGUCUUUUUAAAUAUUUAGUGUUGUUUUAAAUUAUAAAAAUUGUAUAUGGGAUAUAUAGUAUAUGAGAACAUCAGUAGCAGAAGAUUAAAAUCGUUAUAAAAUGAACAUAAAGUACAAUAUGGGCAUGUUUUGAAUUGAACUUUUGAUUUAACUGUUUGAGUUGUGUGAGUUGUGAGUUCGAAUGCUCCUGGAAGUUGAUUUGAAAAAUAUGCUUUGCAUUGUUUUUGUUUAUUUGUAAUGAUUGUGUAAACAUUAUUAUGGUUGCUAUAUAAAUAAAUGCAGUGUAUGUGUGAAAAGUAGAAAUAUGCAAUAACUAAAUAGGCAUUUAUAAUUAAGAAAAAAAAAUCGUUACACCCCUUUAAUUCAGAAAAUAUUUAGCAAUCGUCUUUGUAAUGUACAUCAAAUGAAAUAUACCUAUAAAAAGACAUAAUACCAAUUAUGUUAAAAAAUCAAAACGAAUUCAUACAUCAGAAUCAAUGUCUUGAUACACAAAAUCGUCCGCUACCAAAUCGUAUUACAGUAACAUAUACAUUGAAUUGAACGUGCUUAUGCUUAUGGAUACCU